UGUACAUGUACAUGCAAGGCAGGCCGGAAUGUUGCUGACCGUUGUGACAGCUGUCGUUGGGCGCUGACUCAGAACCGCUGACAGCCAGCUCUGUCUUAUAUUAGCCAACAGCUCAUCUUAUAUUUGGAACCUUUUUAAUGCUUCAAGGUUACGCACCACCAGACUUUGGUGUACCCGCAUGACACCGACCUGCUGGGAACGUAUACCAUCUCUUGACCGUUCCCCUGCAUGAGGUGACCCUGCUCUGAAUUAUUGGACGGCUGAAAUUGUUGGUCCGUCGCCACUUCAAGCCUCGCCAGAGCGUCCUUGGCUCCUGAUUUCUAGCGAGAUGUCUGGACCGACGUUCAACUUCUGUGGCCAUGACGUCACCAUUCACGAGCAGCUGGCGGACUGCGGAGUCGGAGCCACGAUCUGGGACUCGUCGAUCAUCCUGUCCCGAUUCAUGGAGCAAACAGAGCUGGAGCUGGCGGACAAGUCUGUGCUGGAGUUAGGGGCAGGGACUGGGCUGGUCAGCAUAGUGGCGAGUCUACUGGGUGCGAAAGUGACGACCACAGACUGCGGGGAGACCCUCCCCUGCGCCUGGGGAAACGUGCCGAGGAACACCGAGCUGCGAGCCAAGCACGCGCCGGUGGUGCGCCGCCUGGAGUGGGGCACGGCCGACCUGGAGGACUUCGGCGUACAACAGUACGACUACAUCAUGGGCUCCGACAUCAUCUACAAGGAGGAGACCUUCCCGGACCUACACAAGACCAUCAUGCAUCUUGCAGGAGCGGAAACAGUUCUUUACCUCGCUGGAAGGAUCCGGUUUUCGGCAGACGAGGACUUUUUAGACACACUGAAACAGGAUUUCUACCUGAGCUGCGUUUAUGAGGACCCGAUAAGGGAAGUGUACAUAUAUCGCGGCGAAAAGUUGAGAAAUUCAAAGACAUGAAGGAAACAAAUAAUUUUAUUGUAAAAAAAAAUAGUUGACCAACUUGCUUGUACAACUCAGGAAGCCAGACUGUAUAUAGUUUGCAUAGUGGGUAUGGUAUACAUGGUAUAUAUCCUAGAAUGUGUAAAUUAAAACGAUGCAGCUAACACGAGCUUUCACAUUAAGAAGUUUUAAGUCUCAAACUUCUGCUGCCGCAAACAUUAUGCCUAGAGCUUCACCAAAUUGAAAGAUAGAUA
Messenger RNA from Branchiostoma belcheri (Belcher's lancelet), 1167 nucleotides. RefSeq names its product protein N-lysine methyltransferase METTL21A-like. The transcript is spliced from 4 exons. Gene Ontology annotation, molecular function: protein-lysine N-methyltransferase activity. The coding region runs from base 329 to 931 and encodes 200 amino acids. The record is from RefSeq and is a predicted model, not a curated record. Lineage: Eukaryota; Metazoa; Chordata; Leptocardii; Amphioxiformes; Branchiostomatidae. Gene Ontology annotation, cellular component: cytosol; cytoplasm. Gene Ontology annotation, biological process: peptidyl-lysine methylation.